AAGUUAGUUCACAUACAUUAUCACAUUAAAUUGAUGCUUUUAGACUGAACGAAUGUUACAACAUUUUAUGAAAGAUCAUCGAACCAUUCUUCUUUCAUAAUUUCUUGUAGGGUUUGUUGGUUCUGACUGAGUAGUUUAUAUCUGAGUAGCUAUAACUAGUUAUUUGAAUGUUAUUUAGUCGUUUACAUUGUAUUUCUGUAAUAAAGCCGCGCUUCUCGCUUUGGAAGCUUCAUUGUGACGUGAGUUACAGUCGCUAUAUUGUACCUAUCUAUAUUCAUAGUAUGGCGGCGACUCUAUUGUAAAAACUAUGCAGAGCAUGCAGCCCCUCCCUCGACUCUUCGCAUUCUGGAAGGAUUCCAGGGGUUCUGUUCAGGCUUCAGUUGCGCUGCAUACAAUACCCAUCAGAUCUCGCAUUGUUGGCGUAAUGCACAGCUUUAAUUCAUCUGUAGCCACAUCAGAUCGUUUUGCUACUGGACACUAUUACAUAAUGAUAUAUCCUUAGAGUCGAUUGUUGUAAGUGACAUUUUUAACAAUCAGAAGCGCCAGUGACAGCUGGAAGGGCUUCGUUAUAUUUGUCGCCAUUAACAUCUUGACACUGACAAUCAUUUCAUGAUUUAGGAGAACAUCAUAACACUGCAAUGUAAAAUAUAACAUUGGUAACAAAAGGGAUUGAUUAGUUCUCACCCCGUCCUUUGUUUUACCAUAAGGUCAAUAACAUUGGCUUUGUUACGUGCGACCACUCAAAUACGAGCUUUAGUUUUAUGGCUCAGCUGUAGCUUCAUAAAUCCUAUGUAUAACGUCGUGAACAACCCAGUUUCGCGAAUUGGCAUUAUCAAGUAACAUUAAGCCGAGGAGUGUUGGAUCCAAGUCAUAUUGUCUGCGAAGGCAAUAAGAUGUUUUGUCAGCAACAAAGCAUCUACUUAGUUUAUGAAUUAUAAAUGUGUUUAGCAUGUUUCCUCCGAGAUCGUGAAUAUAGUUAUGAUGUGUUUCAAGACCCCCGACCGCCUCGAGAGCCUCGUAAAGCGAGUUUACGUAACUUCACUAACACUCUCGGCUGUCGAAAUGCUAAGCUUUUCUGGCGUUUCGUAAUAGGUCAUUAAAUAAAUAUAUAUUACGAUGAUGCGUAUAAUUUAAAAAUCUGUGAGCUAUAGAGGCAUAACUAUCGGGGGAGUCAAUUUAUUUUGGUUUUUAAUCGUAAAUGUAGGUAUACCUUACAAUUUACAACUUAGGAACAUUUUGCAACAUUAUUACACCUACCCAGUACAUGAGUCACACGUAGACACCUACUCACGAGCUUUGCUAACGCUACGCAGCUUUUGUAAAAUUACUUGUAACUAAUCAGUCGUCAUAAUCCCACACUAGACACACUGACCUUUAUUUAUACAGAUGACAAUGUACAGAGAAGUUCACAAAUUGGCUAAAAUGUCAGGUAGCAUAAUGCUAAGAUCACAAUGGCAGCACUCUGGUCUAACAAGACGUUUCAUUCGAUAUUCGUAUUGUAUUGUCGUUCAAUGUCAGUUUCCUCGUGUCCGUCAUUAUUCUCGAGCUCCGACAACAGAGAGAAACGUCUUGCGCACAUUGAACAUGUGCACAAAAAGAUGAAAAGAACCGCCUCCCCAUUGACACAGUGUCUUGAAUGGGGCCCGGCCUCGUUCUCCGCUUUCAGGCGCUCGUAGCUGUAUGCCUAUUAGACGUGCUCUAUACACUUGAACUACUGUCUUAGCUGACAUUUGUGGAAACUUAAGCUGCUUCCGACUAUUUACGACAUAGCUGCGUUUCUUUUUGUCCAUUCUUGUACCAUACUGUUGUUCGUUGUAAUAAAGUACAUUACUAAGCCAUACCAUCGUAAAAUAUCCUCAAUACUAUUCAAUAGUACUGAGAAUAUUUACUAAUACAUACAUACAAUUAUCGGAAUAGAAGAGGACGAGGGUUAAGAAGUGUACGUGGGGAUAAAUCGAUCAUCUAUGCAAAACACGGCAAUCGCACUCCUCGAGUCGGCGUCAGCCUUCGAGCGAGCCGUGCUGGAAUGUGAGCACCUGGAGGCGUCGGAACACGGCGGGUUCCGGUGAGGACGUUGGCGCGGCAGCGGCAUGGAGGAGCGCGGCCCGCCGGACGUGCCACUGAUCGUGUCGCCGCCGUGCGCCGGCGCCGGCGGCGCGGCGCUCACCACCUCGCGGCGCGCUGCCUCCGCCCGCGGCUCUCGCGACGACCCGCCGCCAUCCACGUGGCGCUCCUCGGUGCGUGUGCGUGACACCGGUUUCCGUGGCUCACGCAAGAGUGUCGUUCGCCUCGAACCACCCUGUAAUGGCCUCAACGGGUUGCCUGCCAUCGGCAAGGAGGUACUGUCUCUGGGUGCGACGGGUGGCCACAAGGGAACCACGCAGCCUUCUCACCCCUGCACUAUCCUCCACCAUUCUCCUUACAAGGCCGCUUGGGAUUGGUUGAUCCUAAUAUUGGUGAUCUACACGGCGAUAUUUACUCCGUACGUGGCCGCCUUUCAACUAAAUGAGCCCGACUUUGAUAAACGUUCCCGCAGCUUCGGCGAAGACCCCAUAGUUGUCAUCGAUAUGAUAGUGGACGUCACAUUCAUAAUAGACAUCCUAAUAAACUUCCGCACCACGUACGUGAACGUGGCGGAUGAAGUGGAGUCGGACCCCGCCAAGAUCGCCAUGCACUACCUGCGAGGCUGGUUCCUCAUUGACCUCGUCGCCGCCAUCCCGUUCGAUCUCCUACUCUUCGGCACCGACACCGACGAACAGGGGCUGGAAAGUGAUGAGACCACGACCCUCAUCGGUCUGCUGAAGACGGCGCGACUACUGCGGCUCGUGCGCGUCGCUCGCAAAAUUGACAGAUACUCCGAAUAUGGCACCGCCGUACUGCUUCUCCUUAUGGCCACAUUUGUCCUUAUUGCUCAUUGGUUGGCCUGCUUAUGGUAUGCUAUAGGCAGUUGGGAACGCCCUCAGCUCCACGCACCAAUCGGAUGGCUGGAUGCUCUUGCCAAUGAUGUCCAAGCUUCUUAUGACAACUCUACUGGUCCAUCCAUGAGAUCUAGAUAUAUAACCGCUUUGUAUUUUACGUGCACGUCGCUGACAAGCGUUGGUUUUGGGAACGUUGCGCCGAACACAGACAUGGAGAAAGGAUUCACGAUAUUUGUUAUGCUGGUUGGCUCACUAAUGUACGCCAGUAUCUUUGGUAAUGUAUCGGCUAUUAUACAAAGAUUGUACUCGGGAACGGCUCGUUAUCAUACACAGAUAUUAAGAGUACGAGAAUUUAUUCGUUUUCAUCAGAUAACGAAUCCUUUAAGACAAAGACUGGAGGAAUAUUUCCAACACGCUUGGAGCUACACGAACGGUAUCGAUACGUCCAGCUUACUCAAAGGUUUCCCGGAGUGCCUCCAAGCGGACAUCUGCCUUCAUCUCAACAGGAACUUGCUCGCGAAUUGCUCAGCUUUUGAUGGUGCUAGUCCAGGUUGCUUAAGAGCCCUGUCAUUAAGGUUUAAAACGACACAUGCGCCCCCUGGUGAGACCUUGGUGCAUCGUGGAGAUGUUCUCACCUCUCUUUACUUUAUAUCAAGAGGGUCUAUAGAAAUUCUGAAGGAUGAUAUUGUUAUGGCUAUAUUAGGUAAGGAUGACAUUUUCGGCGAGAACCCGUGCAUAUACGGCACAGUGGGGCGCAGCAACUGCCGCGUGCGCGCGCUCACCUACUGCGACCUGCACCGCGUGCACCGAGACGACCUGCUCGACGUGCUCGACUUCUACCCAGAGUUCCGCUCCUCCUUCGUCAACAAUCUCGAAAUAACAUACAAUAUGAGAGAUGAAGAGUUGGGUGGUAUUGAGCCAAAGCGUCGCAUGCGCUAUGAGAACCCGUGCGAUGCACGUUUGCUUCGGGAGGCAUAUGCACGAACUACGCGAAGACCACACACAGAAACGUUCGCGGAAAAAGUUGACUCGCAGUGCAGCGACGACGACACGGAGUCGCCGGCCAGCCGCGGCAUCCUGGAGUUCUCUGCGGACAAGGCGGGCCAGGACGUCACCCCGCUCAACUUCAACUUCAGCAAACAGCGCUCGACCACUCUCAACUCCAUCACCGGCAUGCUAGCGCAACUUAAACGGAGCUUCCCAGACCUCUACCAUCAUAAAACACAUCAGCCACUGCACAACAAGUACUCGCAAUCUACGCCUCAAACGUAUAGAAGUCGAGCGGGGGUGCGUCGCCAGUCGUCAGUGGGCCCGCUGAACGACACGUCGCCGCUGACGGGGUGCGCGGCGGCGGGCGAGCCGGCCGUGAGCACGCCCGCGCACAGCGCCACGCUGCCCGUGUCCAGCCUCAGCACCAACCCCAGCUCGUACUACACGAACGCGUCGCCGUCGCCGCCCGCCGCGCCUGCGCACCAGCACGUGUCCUGCGACGACAUCCUGGCGCCCAGCGCGCCCGCCGCCGCGCGCACGCCCUCCUGCCGCUCCGCGCCGCACUCCGCCGUCAACCUGCACCAGCCUGCCUGCAACGGCGGCCGCCCAGCCGCCCUCGCUCUGUCCCAAGACAAAGCACAAAAUGCUGCAAACGCACAGGAAAGUAUGUCGCCACAGUAUCAAAAUGUCGGAUCGGCUGCGACGGCAGCCUCGGUAGCAACUGUACUUACAAGACUGGAAGAGUUAAGUCGUCGUGUAGCCGUGCUGGAGUCUGGGCUCACCGCAGACGUGCGACGUAUCCUGCAGUUACUGCAGGCACGCGAGGGCACCACACACCACAACACGCAACCAGCUCACACUCCUUCAACGGUGUUACCUAAAGCCUCUCUCUCAGUACCUCAAACGAACGAGUGGGAGUGGAACUGGAACGGGGAGAGAGAGCGCGAGCGCGGCGGGCGGUACGGGCGCAGCGAGCGCGGCGAGCGCACGCCGGGCGUGCAGCGGUCGGCGUCGGAGCCGCACGCGCCGCUGCCGCCCGCGCUGCCGCCGCCGCCGCACUCGCACUCGUUCUACAGGUAGUGUGAGGCGGGCGAGACGAGCGCCCCCCGCUCCCGGCCGUCGACGCGCUCGCUCGCCGAGUCCGCGUCGUGCGGCUCGCUGGCGGGCUCGCUGGCGGGCGGGGAGGCGCCCGCGCCCGGCGGCACGCGCCCGUCCCUGCCGCGCGCGCGCUUCCACUUCUGCCGGCGCAUUGCGCGCUGUCGGCACGACGACGUCCGGGGCUUCCUCUGACGCGGCCCUCACCCGACGCAUGGACCAAUUUUGUACUUCCGUUAACGCCUAAAUAAACACGUCCUCACGAUCUCGCGAGCGGGUGGCCUCUCCCGCCCGUGCCGAGUCCAUUUGUAAUAAAUUUCAUUAAUGUUCGCUUUAGUAAAACUUAAGAAUGUCCAGCGAGCCGAAUUCGGCUAAUUCGAGGAAGGGACACGAAGCCGUUUCAGAUGUUAUGGUAGUGUACGACUACACGAGUGGUUAGAAAUGCAAUAAGUGGUGGAUAUAUUGGGUGCUUUAAUUUUAUGUAUGUAAUUUACAGGCUUUUAAGAGAAGUAAAUUUUUACAUGAUGUAUUACGUAUGGGUAUGUGUACAAUAGCACUAUCUGACCGUAUCGUUCAUCAACCCUUCCGGUUAAAGUGUUUAAGUUAACGAAUCCAAAUGUAUUAUCCAAAUUGACUUAUUAAUGUAUCUACGUAAUUAUUCUAUUCUAGACUUCAGCUAAUUCAGAAUGAGGCUUAUAAGACUGAGAGACUACGUAAUACCGUGAACUGUAUUUCCAGAAGCGAGUACCUAACGAUAACGCUUUGUACCCGUCCUUGCUCCUUGCCUUUACAUAGUAGCUAGGUAAUGUGUAACACUACUAUGAACGACAUAUGAACUGCUCCUUGUGGAAGUGCGUUUCUGAGGUUUCACUCGACACAAGUAUACACAUUAAUUACCGCAUUGUCUUCAAUGAUGCAUAACUAUAAUACAUAAACAUUAAUCAAACCGUUUCGGUCGCUUGUGUUGUCUACUACACGUUACACGUGUGCGAUACUUCGCACCCAGACGACGAGUGGUUCCGAGCACUGCGUUAGUACUCAUCCUUAAUGUUACAACCUUUGUCUCGUUUCUCUGUUUAAUUUAUGUGAUUACUAUAAAUUGUGGCUCAAAGUAACUUUAUGUUGUAAUGUGUAUCCUAGUUACGGAGUAAGUGAUUUCGCCAAUAUAUCAUUAUAAGCAAUAAUAAAGCCCACCAUAUGUUAAGGUACAUCGUGAUUAUAACGUAAGUGGCUAAUAACAUCAAAUGUUAGGUGUACAGUAUAACCAGAUAGGGCUACAGUUUGUUGCCGCCGUUAGGACUCUCGACUAUACUUAAUCUUUGACGUGAUCAUCAUAUCAUUCUGCGCCAUAUCGUUCUAUCAUUGCAACCUACACUUUACAUGUUCUACUCUACUACUGUCCUUCAAUUCUGCAAGUUCCACCAAACACAGUUAUUCCUGUCUGCAAUGUUUGUGAUUAUUGAAGUGUUGUUUGUCUAACUUGAAUACCGGUCAAUUAAUGUAAAACUAGUCAGUCCUUAUUAGUGACAGCACUACAAUUUUUAUAUUUACUACUAUUUGAGAUUCUGCCCUCUGAUGGUCUUCGUAGACAGCUACACCUUUUAGCAAUAUUUACUUAAUUGUUACUACACUUUCUCUUUGAAGCGUGUUUUCCAUAAUAUUUAUUUAUGUAAGACAAGCGCUAUUUGUCGAAUGAUGUACUUAUUUUUAAUAAUUUUAAUAUUACUCUGCCUGCCUGCUAGUAACUGUACCUACACGAAACACGAAUGAAAUGCAAAACAAAAUCAGUUGUAAAUUGAAACAAGUGGUAGAGAACUUAGUUUUGAAAUUAAAACUGCCAAAUCAACAUGGUUGCUUAGAAAAAAAAAGGAACUAUUAAAACUCUGAAUCGUUGUAUUGUUAUAGUAUACAUUAUAGACACGCGCGAUGUGCGAUGUGUGGCCCCGUAAGAUGUAUAAAACCAAAAGGAUUAUUUAUAAUAACAGCUUUAAUUUAUAAACAUACCUAUUUAUCAUAAAGUUGUAGAAUUGUUCAGACGUUUACAUAAUGACAAUGACCCAUUAGAUUAAAAAAAAUACAUAGAAUAUCGCACAUUACUACAAUAAAUUGUUUUUCCGCGCGUAGUUGGUGAUGUAAUGUAAAUAAUUAGAUAUGUAGACUUAGGUUUGUAAAUUGGUCAAUUCCCAAAUGUUAUACUUAUUCUUCAAUCUAUCUAGUUUAUCAAAAUUAAUAGCUUUGCUUUAAAUUAUCAUCAUUGUAUGCCGAGCAUUCUAGAUCUACAUUUAAGCAUUGUUAUUUGCUUUAGUAGUUAUAGAGGUACAAUUUGCCUGAAUGUUAUUAAAUACUUAGUUAUCAAUAAAUGAUAUACCAUUAUAACAUAUUAAAAAUAAAUGACAUGUUAAAAUAUCACCAUUAGUGAAAUAAAACACAAGUCCAUUAACAAGAGUACUUAGGAUUGAUCACCAACAUUAUCACGAACACAAACAACGUGUCACUGAUUCGUGAUGACAGGGAAAGUCAAAGUUAUAAUAAAAUCAAUUUAAAAUAAAUCAAAUGUUCAGGCUUCAGGCUGAUUUGUUUGUUACCUUACUUACGUACCGUUCAUUUAGAUUAUUUCAUAGUUUUUAAAUAGUAUGACAAAUUGACUAAAAUACUGAAUUUAUUACAAUAAGCACUAAAAUUAAAACUGAAUUAAUAAUUGUGUUUAACGACUUACUCACGAACUGCUUGUCAAAAUAACUCGACUAGUUUCAAGCCACGCUAGGGGCUCAUAUUCAUGAAAUAUUAAUCGAUUAGUCAAGUUAACUCGACAAACACUUAUGACAGUACACCGUUAAACAUAAUUAAUUAAUUUAAUAUGUCUCAUAACAGUUAUAAUACGAAAUAGAAUGGAAAAAAGAAAUUAUAAUGUAAUUUGAUAACAGCUGACACAAUACAAAACAUUGUUAGAAACUUGCGAAACUGUUUAAAUGCCACCAACAAGUGAUUCGACCCAAUGGAAAAAUAUCUGUUAUCAUAAACUAUUAAAUACAACAACGAAUAAUAUUUACGUGCUCGUCAACGUCCAAUGCCCUAAACACAUCUCUUGGUCAAUACAUCUCAUAAAAAACUAUUGAACGUGCACGAUUGCACGCUAUCCACAAUUUGUAUUUAAUUUGUAUUGUGUUUAUGAGCUAGGGCCCCUCCAACGUUAUCUAUACCUUGUUAGAGCCGCCACAUGUGUACAUUAUAAACACGCUAAAAUGAUUUAGAAGUUUGACUAAUAGCGCUUAAGCACAGGGUGUAAUUUGUUUCAUAAGUCAUAAUAUCUUAAGAUCCUAGAUAACUAAUGCUAAUACUAAAAUAAUAUGAUUAAUUACCAUCUAUAAUGUUAACGUAGGUAUCUACUGUCUAUAUUAAUGUUGAUUAAACGUAGAGUUUCGAAAGCUUAGUAUGUUUGCCGACACACGUGCACCGACACCUCGGACGGAGUACACACGUACCCUCUAGUCUACUCGAUCAUUUUCUCCGACAUACUUAGAUAUCUCUAUCACAUUUCCGACGACUUGUUGCUGAUUCAACUUACUUGACAUACGCGUAGGUUAGAGCUUAAAGUAUAUAUCAAUCUUAUGAGCACUACGGUACGUACUGGUUUUACCAUCUUAAGGCCUACUAUUGCUAUACGAUGAACUUGUAGUUAUCCGAUUCAAGGCAUAUUGUACGUAAGGGUUCUUACUUCCUCGUAUACAUGUUGCCCAUAUCGUCCACAUGCGUCAGUAUCAUUAUUACCUAAAUACAUUAUUUACAACUUUGUGAAACCUACACAGAACUGACUUUGCGACAUUUCAAUGUUUUUCAGUCACUAGUUACUACUUAAUACAUAUUCCAUAGCACUCACAGUGCCGCCAACAGACAUUAAAAUCAUCGGCACCUUCUCCGCUGAGAAGAGUCUCAACUUGUCAAUGAAAGCAAUUUGGAGCCGUGCUAUACCAAUACUGUUUAUAAUUUAUUCUGUGACUACGUAAUAAUAAUGAAUUGUAUAAAAUAGCAUGUAGGUGCCGAGGUUUAGCUGAGACGCCCUUCAGAAUUAUAGCUGUAAGUGUAGCGAUAAGUGGUCACCUUGCGAAAAGAUGUUCGCUUAAUCAUUUAAAAAUUGUUGCCUUGAAAUAUUUUAGACACAGAAAACUGGUUGUUUCAGCUUUGAAUAAUCUCACAAUUAUAUUAGAAUAUUGUAACGAUAAGUUAAGUAUUUUAUAUUUCAAGAACAUAAGCGCAAAGUUAACGCGUGCAUUGUAUUAUGUAAUUUUGUCUGUGAUCAAAAUUUUAUAUUGUUAAGCUGAAAAAAUUAAGCGCACGUAUAAUUAUUUUGAAUGCUACCGUAUUACUUUAUACAUUCUGUGUGCUUACACACUAACAUUAGUUUGCUACCUGACACAUCAUAGAAAUAGUCUCUACUCUCUAUCUUUAGAUAGACAGGGAUAAUCGCCACGGCAUUUGAUCAAUAUAUACUUUUAUAAAUUCCGUAAAGCCAAUUAUAGUUUUAUACAAUCAUAUCCAUGUCAAAUUAUAUGAACUUGAUUUGCUUAAAAUUCCAUGACAACCAUUUAUUCAAUUCUAAUACCUAAUUUGUAUGUAUCAACGGAUUUUUUACAUAAUAAGUACUUAUAAUAUAAACAAUACAUACAUUACCUACUUUCAAUUCUUAUUAUAUGCAUGAGCACAAGACAUGAGCUUAGCAUUAAUGGAUAUAUGUAUCGCAAAAAAAUAUAAAUUACAUUUUUACCUUUUUAUACGCGAAAACCUCGACAAUAAAGUUCCCUUGCCUUCAUAUUUGUCUUUAUAUACCUAUCUACUUAUAGCAGACGUGUUAAAAAGCAUAACAGAAUGUAUGGGUAAAUACAAAUAGGGACACGUGUAUAAUAUCUCCUAAACUUUCAGAUAUCUUAUUGUUAUUAAAUAUCUCACUAAUUAUUAUAUGAAAAGUGUACAUUUAAUUAUGUUAUGAAGAAAUUCUGUUAUUGACAAAACAUUGUUGUAAAGCAUGUUGCGUGUCAACCGAGUCGAGUAAACUCGUGGAGUUAUUGCUGUAUUGGAAGUGUGUGAACUGUUUGCUAUGAUUAACAAUAAUGGGUAGGUGGUAAGGUAAAGCCUAUAAUUACGUGAGUCUGCCGUUAUAGUGAUAUGGUCGUGUUCGACAUAUAUGGCAAUUGUCCUAUGAACCUUUAAUACAGCAGGAUGUUCAAUAUUAUUUCCAUAAUAGAUACCUUUCUUUCUUUAUGACUCUGAUUAAAGCUGGAGUGUAAAUGAAUCGCAUGCAAACUACUGGAAAAGUGUGCUUACUGUAUUAUUUACAAUUCGAUAUAACACGAUUACAUCCUAUCAAUAAUUUUAUCAAUAAUCUGGGCAUUCAUAAAAAUCAUUCUCAUAAAAUCAGCACAAUCAGUGUGUUUAUUAAUUAAUUACAGAGUAUUGGAACUAAAGUAUAUCCUCAUUUAAGCAAAUACGUGUGGGUUUAGGCAAUAAUUAUUAUAAACAUUAAAACAUAAGUAGACAUAUUAUUAUUUUGAAUUACAAGUAACUAUCGUACUUAUAGGUUUCCAUCGCGCUUCUAUAUCAAAAUAUUUCGUUUGGAGAUCAGUUAAUACAUCUAUUACAGCAUUCAAAUAAAAUAGAUUGUAUUAAACAAUGAUAAAAUACGCAGUUUCUAAAUACCAAGAUUUUUAGCUUGCCCAGCUAGUGCAGAUUCCAUUUUUAUACUACUUAUCUUAUAACUACUGUUCAGUGUAUAUAGAUAAUAAUAACAUGAAAUAUUGUUUUAAGAAAGUUCGCUCCUACAGCAAAUUGUUUAUUUUGUGCACCCAAUAAUGAUAGCGACAACGAUCAAUAUUUUAUUUACAUCUACGUUAUUCUAAGCACUGACUGGAAAGAUAUUAUGACAGUUAAUUUAUAAGCCACAAAUUUUUGCUUUAGGUAUACUUUUUAUACAAAUUAUUGAACGUUUGUUCAUUAUUGUUAUAAUAAUAUGCGUAAACAGUACAUGUUAAUUACAUGUACGUACUUAGAGCAUUAUAAACAGAGCACAUUAGUCACAUAGUUAAUCAAAAGUUUGCAUUCAUUGAACAGCGCAAAAUUCUCGUGGAAUAAGUUCAGUGGAAUAAAAUAUCACGCACAUGCGA
Spodoptera frugiperda (fall armyworm) is the source of this 11158-nucleotide messenger RNA. RefSeq names its product potassium voltage-gated channel unc-103-like. Gene Ontology annotation, cellular component: membrane. Lineage: Eukaryota; Metazoa; Arthropoda; Insecta; Lepidoptera; Noctuidae. Gene Ontology annotation, biological process: membrane repolarization during action potential; potassium ion transmembrane transport. The record is from RefSeq and is a predicted model, not a curated record. The transcript is spliced from 18 exons. The coding region runs from base 2091 to 4988 and encodes 965 amino acids. Gene Ontology annotation, molecular function: inward rectifier potassium channel activity.